Molecule: messenger RNA, 3827 nt
Organism: Didymodactylos carnosus
Lineage: Eukaryota; Metazoa; Rotifera; Eurotatoria; Philodinida; Philodinidae
Source: the annotation of a GenBank genome assembly
AAAGUAGCCCUUGACCAAGGGCAGUGCGAAGAUAUAAAAGCAAGAUGCAAGUACCUCAGAAAUCGGAGAACAUAAAAAUCCGAAAAUCUUUCAACCAUUUUUUGAAAACUGGGCGGGAACUCUCCCCCCCUUCGGUCUCGUCGACCCCCUCUUGAUCUUCCCCUGGAUCCAAGGGUGUGCCAUGCAAAUUUUGGCUGCUUUAGCUCUUACAGGGACUGAAUGCACAGAGAACAAACAAACUUUCUUCUUUAUAUAUAUAGAUAUGUGUGUGUGCGUGCGUUCCUGUGUUUGUUUUAGCCUAAUUUAUCUACUUCAACUUCAGGGUGUAUCUAUAUCCAGCUACUACUAUAACAACCCGAUCUAGUUAGUUAUCUGAUCUAGAUGUAUGAAUAAGUUUGAUAUACGCACUCUUAUUAUAAUAGAAGUUUCGAAGGAUUUUCAGCCAAGUUUCGAAGCUAUGGAAUGUUGUUUUCAAAUAUUAUGUUUUAUUGUGCAAUCUAAACGCAUGUAAAAUUAGAACAAUUUUUAGGGGUUCUUCUACUAGAUUCCUCUAAAAGCUGUUCUAAUACGAAUAUUUCUCCUGUGAACAGUAUUCUCUACGCAUGUAAAAUGUUUAGACUUUUCGUUUCAUAAGCAACAAAAAUAUAGCUAUUUCUCAACUCGAAGACCAGUUGUAGAAGUGUUCAACAGCGUCUUACUAAAAUAACCUUAAAGGCACAGAUGUGAGGAAAGUGAUACUACGCGACUGAGACUCGAACUCAGGAUCCUAAACGUGACGAUGCUCUAUCGUAUGGUAUGAGGUUAUAAUAUUUGUUUUUCUUUAUUAAUGUCCGCAAUCACAUUUAUAUAGAUAUAGUUAACAUUCUAAUAUUGAAUGUAAAUUUUUGUCCUAAAUACAUAAUCCAAAAACAAAAAUUUAAUAAGAAAUUAUUCAACUGGAAUAGCAUGUUGUGGCUAAACAUUUAUUUUGCAGUUAACCUCAUCAACAGAAAACCAUAAUAAGUAUGAGUAUAUUAAAACUAUUGACAUACAUAUGCGUUUUCCACUUGGUUUAACUUUAGAAUAUUUUCAAUAAUAUGUUAAUACAUGCAAAUUUAACAAAAACAUGCUAUUCCAAUUGAAUGAUUUCUUAUUAAAUUUUUGUUUUUGGAUUACGCUUUUUGGACAAAAAUUUGCAUUCAAUAAUAGAAUGUUAACUAUAUCCAUAUAAAUGCGCUUGCGGACAUCAAUAAAGGAAAACAAAUAUUAUAACCUCAUACCGCUUUAUUUCAGAUAAAUAAUUUUGACUGUAUUUAGAUCUUAGGGUAAGAUUUGAUAGAUGGCUAUCUCAGAUUUUUAAUUUAUGUUUCACUGAUAUAUUCUUCAUUCAAAACAUGAGUGAUCCUGAAAAUUCGUAGUAUUGAAAUCCUUCCGUCUAGAAGCUAUUGUGAUCCCAAAAUCGGCAUUAUUUCAUACCUUCUUUAGCCUCUUAGUGUUUCGGUAUUUUUUCUCCAUAACCGAGAGAGCUGAACAAAUACUUUUUAUAAAUGAAAAAAAUUAUUGUAUGCGUUCAACAAUGAUUGUUUGAGAUUUUUAUUUAAAACAGAAGCUUUCGAUUACAAUUGUAGUCAUCGUCCGCUACAUUUAGACGAAAAACACACACAAUAUAUGAGUGAUUCUGGUGAAUUUGCCACUGUUUCAGUGAAGUUGAUGGUCUCAAGCCGUUCUCCCUUUAACCUUAAUGAAACUCUUUCAAAUGUUUUUCACAUAUUCCACGAUAUAUGUGAACAUGUUUUUGUUUUGUUUCUGAUAGCAUUUUGUUGUCUCUAUUCAUUUAUACUAUGAUCUGUCUUUGCAGUUGCUUCUUUUUUGUAGCCGUUAAUUUCAAAUGCGUUCUUAAGAGAAGCCGGUGAUCACCUGGGCACUCUAAAGUAAAUAUAGCAACGAUUAGAAUUAUUUUAUAAGAGAGAAAUUUGAAAAAUAUCACUGAGUAUCCCGCUACCACCUUUUUCCCAUCACUAUGAUUUUCUUGUGCCUUCAUAAUCGGUUGCUUAAAUGAAUCUGAAUUUUUAGUAUAACGGUUUCAAAAUAUGGAGAAUCGAAUGGUAUGCAUAAUUUUCUGUUUAGUAGUUUACAAAUUGAUUUUCUGGGAAACCUGGUUUUUGCAGAAGACUAGCCAUAUUUUGUGACGGAUUCUGGACUCCAGAUAUAUAAAUCUAGCUUCUCUUCAGGGACUCAACUUAGUUUCAUAGAUAGUAAGAUUUUACACUGAAUAUAUAUAUAUAUAUUACAAUAUUCUUUUUUUCUCUUCUCUUGUUUGAAUGAAGUAGAUAUUUCUAAGAAUGUCCUUUUCUAUUCUCUUAUCGAAAAUAGUGAACAUUACUCAGGACCGCAAAUAACGGGAGAGUGAGUGAGGGUGCGCACCCUCCGAAUAAUGGAAAAAGCUGUCAUUAUUUUAUCCAUUAUUCCUCGCACAAGAUUUGUUUUUAUUCAAUUCAAUUUCACACUGCUCCAGAGAGAAAGUUAGUUUAACAUCCCCUAAUGUUCGCCUCCUAUUUGCGGCCGUGAAAUUACUACGAAAUAUGCACAUUGAGAGAAAGCCACUGUUCUUAAACGUGAAACUUAACUUAAAACAGAAAGUGAUCAUAUGUUGACCAACCAAAAACACGUCGUCAAAUUCGAUCCAUUAUACCCCUUUUCUAUUACCCAUUUUCAGAUGAAACCAAAAUCGUACUUUGCAGCUACUUUUAAAAUUCUUAAAUCUCGGCGAGGGGCAAACACUGCAUCAACGCUAUCAAGGUCAUCAAAUUGGAUAAAAAUGAUAUGAGCAAAUUGAGACUGGACUUAACGAAUCUCGCCGUGGCCUGCCGCCUGAACUGUUGAGUCACAGCCGUGUCAUACCAUUUUCCUCACAUCCCGGAACCGUAACUAAGAAGAUGGCAAUACGUUGAUGUGUUCGCAUUUUCGUGGAGUGAUGUGACGGCUAUGGCUUCAUAGUUGAGACGGUAGAGCAUCGGCAUGUUUAAGAUCCUGAGUUCGAGUCUCAGUCGCGUCGUACCAUUUUCCUCCCAUCGGUCGUUUUAAGGUUAUUUUAGUAAGACACUAUCGAACAUUUCUACAACUGGUCUUCGAAUUGAGAAGAAACUAUAUUUUUGCACAGAAGAGUUAAAUGUGUAACUUAUUGUGGUCACUCAUUUACAAUUUUAGGUCUUGAGCAAUGAUUUUCUUUUAUAAUCAAAAGUCAUGUGUAUUUGCGGGCUGUUUCCUGAUAUUCAUGUAAGUGUUAAGGAGUAGUUGAGAGUAUCAUACAUAAAUAUAUAUAUAUAUAUAUGUGUGCGUCUCUUCCUGUGUUUGUUUUAGCCUAAUUUAUCUACUUCAACUUUAGGGUGUAUCCGUAUCCAGCUACUACUACUACAACGCGAUCCAGUACUAGAGCAAUAACACCGUCUACCACCAGAGCUAGUACAAGAGCAACAACACCAUCUACAACCACAACUAGUACGAGAGCAACAACACCGUCUACAACCACAACUAGUACGAGAGCUGCAGCAACAAUUCAAGUUGUUAAAGUUGGCUUCAAUGGUCAAUUAGUAUUUACACCAUCUAUAGUAAACGUAACUGUUGGUGAUACAGUUCAAUGGAUCGAUAAUGAUGCAACUAAGCCCCACACAGUUACACAAGGAGUUGAUUCAUCAUGUGUUGCACAAUCAAAUGGUUUUGAUUCAGGAAGAUUACAAAAUCCGUCAACUUAUAACCAUACAUUUAAUAAGACUGGAAUAUAUUAUUAUUUCUGUACAUUUCAUUGUUCGGCUGGCAUGAGUGGACGAGUAAAUGUUGGUGAUAGGUAA